Molecule: messenger RNA, 1195 nt
Organism: Gymnogyps californianus (California condor)
Lineage: Eukaryota; Metazoa; Chordata; Aves; Accipitriformes; Cathartidae
Gene: NMRK2
Product: nicotinamide riboside kinase 2
Exons: 7
Coding region: 83-700 (205 amino acids)
Cellular component (GO): cytoplasm
Source: RefSeq, a predicted model, not a curated record
UUUGUUCCGCUGAAAGUAAUUUCAGCGUUUCUGAAGUUGUUUUUUCUCGCCACGUUGCUGCUAAGGAGGCAACGCUACGGAGAUGAAAUACAUCAUAGGCAUCGGAGGUGUCACCAACGGUGGCAAAACCACCUUGACCAACAGAAUCAUCAAGGCGCUCCCCAACUGCUGUGUGGUCCAUCAGGAUGACUUCUUCAAGGUAAGCUUAUUUCAGCCACAAGAUCAAAUAGAAGUCGGGGAAGACGGCUUUAAACAAUGGGAUGUGUUGGACUCCUUGGAUAUGGAGGCAAUGGUGAGCACUGUGCGUGCGUGGAUUGAGAACCCAGUGAAGUUUGCCCGUUCCCACGGGGUGAAUGUUACGCCUGGCUCUAAAGAGCCAGCCUCCAAAGAUAUCCAUAUAUUGGUCAUUGAAGGCUUCCUGCUUUAUAAUUACAAACCACUGAUAGACCUAUUCGACAUACGCUACUACCUGGCAGUUCCAUACGAUGAAUGCAAAAGGAGGAGAAGCACGCGUAACUACACUGUUCCUGACCCACCGGGUCUCUUUGAUGGACACGUCUGGCCCAUGUACUUAAAACACAGGAAAGAAAUGGAGGACUGCGGUGUUGAUGUUGUUUAUUUAGAUGGCCUGAAGUCUAGAGAUGAACUUUACAAUCAAGUCUUUGAAGAUAUUCACAACAAGCUUUUAAAUUGCUUAUAGGUAAAUACGUCCCUGCUUCUGAGGGGGUGAAACAUGAGGGCCUGACUGCUGGAAACAACCCGCCCUCACGCUUGGAUAGCCACACUUGCCCUUCUUGCUUUUCAGGGUCUCAGAAGACCUGAAAGACCCAUGUACAGAACGAUGUAAAUAGUACUUAGAAGUCGGAAUGAGGGUUUAUUUGUGUAAACUCUUCUUAUACUGUCCUUUGGAAAGUAUCUUUUGUAUAUAAUUGAAAAAUGCAGAUAACUUAUUCACAACUGUGAUGGACAGGAUUGUUUUGGGUUUGUUGGUUUUUUUUUUUUUAAUUUUCUUAUUUUAUAUUCCACUGGCUUAAACAUAAGCUGAAAAUGCAUUUUUGUAAUGGAACAAGUAGAGCUGCAUUGGGAAAACAACUGACUCUUCUGCUUAUGUGCUUCUGCAGCUAUUAAGUCUUUAUGUAAUGGCUUGUUUGUAACGUCAUCUCUUAAACUCAGUAAAAAUCAAUUUAAAAAUCUC